Molecule: messenger RNA, 1803 nt
Organism: Aspergillus wentii DTO 134E9
Lineage: Eukaryota; Fungi; Ascomycota; Eurotiomycetes; Eurotiales; Aspergillaceae
Product: glutamyl-tRNA(Gln) amidotransferase subunit PET112
Exons: 4
Coding region: 1-1803 (600 amino acids)
Biological process (GO): glutaminyl-tRNAGln biosynthesis via transamidation; mitochondrial translation
Molecular function (GO): glutaminyl-tRNA synthase (glutamine-hydrolyzing) activity
Source: RefSeq, a predicted model, not a curated record
AUGCUUCAACCGUGGCUCCGCCACACCAGCGGAGCAGCCCGCUUCGUCUGUUUGCGAUGUCGAAAGCUUCACACUCCCCAGCAUCCCUCCCCCGUUCAUAGCGCGCUCCGAUCCGCCUCCUACCGUCCAACUCGACACUUCCAGACCUCAUCGCCCGCUUCGCAAGGUCAUGUACCGCUUCGGAAACAGCUGAAAUCGGAGGCAAAGGCCUUAAAGGCGCAUAAAAGACAGAGAAGAGAGAGUGAGGAAGCAUCGCGGCAGAAAUGGGAGUUGACCGUGGGCAUUGAGAUCCAUGCGCAGCUCAACACGGAAUCCAAACUAUUCUCCAGAGCGUCAACUUCGGCUAGCGACAUCCCCAAUUCCAAUGUGGCUCUAUUCGACCUGGCAUUCCCAGGUAGUCAACCGGAAUUUCAAGUAGCGACGCUGCUCCCCGCCCUCCGCGCUGCAAUCGCCUUAAAUUGCAAUAUUCAGUCCGUCAGUCGGUUCGAUCGAAAACACUAUUUCUAUCAGGAUCAGCCGGCCGGAUACCAGAUCACACAAUACUAUGAACCCUUUGCGAGAAACGGCUACGUCGAUCUAUUCGACUACGAUGGGAUUGCACCGGAAGACGGCGACAAGGUGCGUAUCGACAUCAAGCAGGUCCAGCUCGAACAAGACACGGCCAAAUCUCAGGAAUACCCUCCAUCUACUCAACUCCUCGACUUCAACCGAGUCUCCCAUCCACUCAUUGAGGUCAUUACCAUGCCACAAAUCCAUACCCCCGCCACUGCCGCCGCGUGUGUUCGGAAAAUCCAGUCGAUACUCCAAUCAUGUAGUGCUGUGACAACUGGUAUGGAAUUAGGAGGUCUACGAGCCGAUGUCAACGUCUCCAUCCGCGAACGGGAUCAAUCCCCCACCCACACACACAACUACAAUGGAAUCGGUGGACUCGGGCAGCGCACCGAGAUCAAGAACCUCAGCAGCUUCAAGGCGGUCGAGGACGCCAUUAUUGCGGAGAAAAACCGUCAGAUUGCGGUCCUCGAAAGCGGCGGUGUGGUGGAAGGGGAGACCCGUGGCUGGACGAUUGGAAGCACAGAGACUCGAAGGCUCCGAGGCAAAGAAGGCUCGGUGGACUACCGAUACAUGCCAGAUCCUGAUCUGGCUCCGUUGAUUAUCGGGGAAGACCUUGUCUCUAGACUCACCGACACACUUCCAACAGCCUCGGACGAGUUGAUUAAGCUCCUGGCUAGCUCGGAAUAUGGACUCCCCAUCGAGGAUGCAAAACCGUUGAUUGAGCUGGAAGAUGGCGCGAGAUUGGAGUACUACCAGGAUGUUGUGGAUAUCCUCCGCGAUCUCCAACAGGACCAGGACCCCAAGGCCCGCGCAAGUCUUGCCCGAGCGGCGGGCAACUGGGUUCUUCACGAACUGGGAGGGCUGCUGACCAAGGCGGAUCUGGCGUGGGACGCGGAUCGGGUCCCCGCGCAGUCCCUGGCUGAGAUUGUCGAUCAGCUGCAGCGCAAACGGAUCACAGGACCAACAGCCAAGUUGGUGCUGGCCAUGGUAUUCGAAGGAGACCAGCGGCCUAUCCACCAGCUGUUGGAGGAAGAAAACCUGUUACUGCGGCCGUUGUCUCGCGAAGAGUACAUUGCUCUGGCGGAGGCAGCGAUCAGUCAGAAUCCGCAGAUGGUUGAACAGAUCCGCAGCAAGAAUCAGCUGGGCAAACUGGGAUGGUUUGUCGGACAGAUGAUGCGGACAGGCGAGAAAGGACGUGUGGAAGCACAAAAGGCAGAUGAGAUCUUACGUGAGCUCAUCUUGAGAUCGUAA